AUGCUUUCCUCCCUUAAGGCUGCGAAAGACAAACUCUCGAAAUACUACGGUAUAACAGAUAAUGUCGAAGGUAAUCUCUAUGCAAUUAGAACGAUCUUGGAUCCGUCAAACAAGAUAGAGUUCUUUUCAACAAGAAAGAACUAUAAGAAGGAAUACCGUGAGAGCCUCCAGUCUCUUUUCGAGAGAUAUAGCCGACGUAUACCAUCAGAUAUGACACAGUCUGAUAGUAGGCUAUCAACAACCAAAUCAGCGCUUAAGAGGGCUUAUAUGCGUGAUCUAUCGAAGCCAUCAACCGGUCCGUAG
Molecule: messenger RNA, 303 nt
Organism: Penicillium cataractarum
Lineage: Eukaryota; Fungi; Ascomycota; Eurotiomycetes; Eurotiales; Aspergillaceae
Exons: 2
Coding region: 1-303 (100 amino acids)
Source: RefSeq, a predicted model, not a curated record